AUGAAUUCCGGAGACUCCGGUAAGCGGCCCCCAGCCGCUAGAAGGCCUCCUUCUAUGGAGGAGCUUAGGGCUCGUUCUCGAGAAUAUUACCUGGAAAAAAGAGAAUCUCAGAAGCUUCAGCUCUUGCAGGCAUCAAUAGCCGAUGAGGAGGCUCUAUUCGAUAUCGAUCAACUUACCGACGAAGAAAAGGCGCAGUUUUUGUUGAAAAAGAAAGUAGCAACAUUGGCUUCCGAGAAAAUCAUUCUAGAAGAAAAAGAGAGAGUUCACCAAUAUUCCAUGCCCGAAAGUAAGCUUGCAGAUUUGCUUAUUUUAGACUAUGUUGACGAAAAGGCUAGGAAGGAAAGGGAGCGAGCAGAAAAGGAGGCCUUUUCCAGAUAUGAAGAUCGAGAAUCUAAAAGGAAAAAAGUCGAGCUUCCUUCAAAGGUUGAAAACGAGGAGCAAAAGUGGGAGGCCCAUCAGAGCGCCAAAGCUGGCGCCGUUGCCCAAGAAGAGCUUACCGAAUUUGAGUAUCUUUUUGAUGCUGAGGAGCAUAUCAAGUUCAUAUUGAAAUCGGUUUCUUCUCUAAAGCAAGACGAAAGCUACGAUGGCGCGCAUCGGAAGGUUGAGCACAAAGAGCCGAGCGAAAGUCAAAAUGGAAAUGUGCUUCCAAUUGAAGUCUACAAAGACGAAUUUAUUGAUGCCAUGAAAAAUCACCAAAUCCUAAUCGUGGUGGGAGAAACGGGUUCCGGAAAAACAACACAAAUUCCGCAAUAUAUUUUGAAAGCCGGAAGUGCACUAUUUGGUCUAGAAGGGCAAGAUGGCCAAAAAGCCUUCCGAAUUGGGAUUACACAGCCUCGUCGUGUUGCCGCCAUGUCUGUUGCAGCGCGAGUAGCCUUUGAAAUGGGUGUGAAGCUGGGGAGGGAAGUGGGAUAUUCCAUUCGGUUUGAAGAUUGCACUUCUGAGCGCACAAUUGUCAAGUACAUGACUGACGGCAUGCUGUUGAGAGAGUUUCUGAUGGAGCCCGAUCUUGCUUCCUAUGCAGUAAUCAUGAUCGAUGAGGCCCAUGAACGUAGUCUACACACGGAUGUGCUAUUUGGACUGAUCAAGGAUGUGGCGCGGUUCAGACCCGACCUAAAGGUACUGAUCUCCUCUGCAACAUUGGACGCGGAAAAAUUUUCGCGCUUCUUUGACGAUGCGCCUAUAUUCAACAUUCCUGGGCGAAGAUACCCGGUUGAGAUUUUCUACUGUCAAUCUCCAGAGGCUGAUUAUCUUUCUGCAUCUAUCACGACCAUCAUGCAGCUACACAUUUCCCAGCCACUUGGGGGCGAUAUUUUGGCCUUUUUCACGGGUCAAGAGGAAAUUGAAAUUGUGAUGGAGUCCCUGCAGCACAUUAUCAAGAGCCUUGGAAAGCGGAUUCCCGAAUUGAUUGUCGCCCCAAUUUAUGCGGCUUUACCCUCAGAGAUGCAGGCAAACAUAUUUUUAAAGACGCCCCCAGGCGCCCGCAAGGUCGUGCUGGCCACCAAUAUCGCGGAAACAUCGAUCACCAUUGACGGGAUUGUAUAUGUCAUUGAUCCAGGUCUUGUCAAGCAAAAAGAGUUCAAUCCGCGCACUGGAAUCGAGUCUUUGUUGGCUGUUCCUUGUUCCAAGGCCUCGGUUAACCAACGCGCUGGAAGAGCUGGGCGGGUUGGUCCGGGAAAGUGCUUUCGUUUAUACACCCAUUGGACAUACGAGAAUGAGCUGGAAGAGACCACGACUCCAGAAAUUCAAAGAGAAAACCUUGCAAGCACAGUGCUAAUGCUCAAGGUAACAAAUUGCGGUUCCCGACACGCUAACUUUCAGAGCUUGGGCAUUGAUGACCUGAUUAAUUUUGACUUUCUUGAUCCACCGCCUCCAGAAUCGCUUUUGCGAGCCUUGGAAAUGCUGUAUGCUCUCGGGGCACUUUCAAAAGAAGGUACCUUAACUCGCCUUGGACGCCAAAUGGCGGAGUUUCCGCUUGAUCCCAUGCUUUCGCGUACUCUGAUUGCAGGAAAUGAGCUUGGCGUUGGCGAAGAGGUUCUGUCAAUCGUGGCCAUGCUCUCAGUUCAAGCGGGGCUCUUUUAUAAGCCUUCUCGUGAGCGGCGAUCGAUGGCCGAUGAAGCGAGAAAAGCUUUUAUUCGUACCGGGGGUGACCAUCUCUCGUUACUUGCGGUGUGGGAGGGCUGGAUGGAGGCCGGGUUUUCCACAGCCUGGUGUUAUGAUAAUUUCAUCCAAUCGAAAUCGAUGAGAAGGGCCAGAGAUAUCCGUGACCAACUUGUAGCAUUGAUGGAGAGAGUUAAUUUGGGAGGUGAUCUAGAAUCGAACCCCAACGACACGGUUUCCAUUCGCAAGGCAUUCGUUGCCGGAUAUUUUUACCAUGCCGCCAGGAUCAAUCGAAACGAGGAUGGAUACAAGGCCAUUAAGUCAAAUCAAAGCAUCUUUAUUCAUCCUUCCAGCAGCCUUUUUCCAAAGCGGGAAACAAAGAAAAAAGAAUCAAGGGAAGACCAAUUUCGUGGCGGUAAUGGCCCUUCCCCGCCUCCAAAGUGGGUUUUAUAUCACGAGCUGACUCUGACUUCCAAGGAAUACAUGCGACAAAUCAUCGAAAUACAGCCAACAUGGCUGUGCGAGGCUGCACCCCAUUUUUAUACAGAAAAGGAAUUGGAAAUUGACAAAAGUCGACCUCAACGCUCGCGGGGUCAUUAA
Messenger RNA from Mitosporidium daphniae, 2697 nucleotides. RefSeq lists its product as uncharacterized. The coding region runs from base 1 to 2697 and encodes 898 amino acids. The record is from RefSeq and is a predicted model, not a curated record. NCBI's taxonomy places the organism in Eukaryota, Fungi, Microsporidia. Gene Ontology annotation, molecular function: ATP binding; RNA binding. Gene Ontology annotation, cellular component: catalytic step 2 spliceosome; intracellular anatomical structure. The transcript is spliced from 4 exons.